AUGUCCCGAGGUAUUGGUGUGGUUGAAGCUUUGGUUAUCUUUUUAGGGUGGUGGAUUUUCUUUAAGAAAAAUGCCAUCCUAACCAACUUAGAAGAGGGGUAUCGAAUGGUAUCAAGUCAGUUUAGGGGGUUUACUUAUCAAGAACUGGUGAAGGCGACACAAAACUUUAAGGAGGAGAUAGGGAGAGGAGGCUCAGGGACUGUGUAUAAAGGGGUUUUGGAAGAUGAAAGGGUGGUGGCUGUGAAAAGACUAGGAGAUGUGAGCGAAGGUGGAGAGUUUUGGGCAGAAGUGAGCACAAUCAGUAAAAUCAACCACAUGAACUUGGUGCGAAUGUGGGGUUUAUGUUCACAGAAACAACACAGAAUUAUAGUUUAUGAGUACGUGGAAAAUCUUUCUCUUGACCAGAGAUUGUUCUCCUCGAGUUUUCUUCAAUGGAAAGAAAGGUUCAAAGUUGCCAUAGGCGUAGCAAAAGGUUUGGCUUAUUUACACCAUGAGUGCCUAGAAUGGGUGAUUCAUUGUGAUGUUAAGCCAGAAAACAUUCUUUUAGAUGAGUCGUUCGAACCAAAGAUUGCAGAUUUUGGUCUGGCAAAGUUGACUCAGAGAGGUGGUCAAGGCUCGGAGUUUACCAGGAUCAGAGGGACAAAAGGAUAUAUGGCUCCAGAAUGGGCUAGCAACCUUCCUAUCACAGCAAAAGUUGAUGUGUACAGCUAUGGGGUUUUGGUUUUAGAAAUGGCAAGGGGAAUUCGACUUUCUAAUAUGAUUAUGCAGGAAGGAGAAAAGGAGGAAUCGGAGCUUAUGAGGUUUGUAAGGAUAACGAAAACGAAGCUUCAAGGAGAAGAAAUGGAGUCAUGGAUUGAAGAGAUAAUUGAUUCGAGGUUGGGAGGAUUGUUUAGUAGGAAGCAAGCUGUAAAACUUGUUGAGAUUGGUGUAAGUUGUGUGGAGGAAGACAGAAAUAAAAGGCCUACAAUGGGUUCAGUUGUACAAGUUCUAAUUGAUUGUGAGUCAGAGUAG
Lactuca saligna is the source of this 1011-nucleotide messenger RNA. NCBI's taxonomy places the organism in Eukaryota, Viridiplantae, Streptophyta, Magnoliopsida, Asterales, Asteraceae. The record is from the annotation of a GenBank genome assembly.